This is a messenger RNA of Falco peregrinus (peregrine falcon), 4800 nucleotides long. It is a transcript of the gene MYD88, whose product is annotated as MYD88 innate immune signal transduction adaptor. The transcript is spliced from 5 exons. The record is from RefSeq and is a predicted model, not a curated record. Lineage: Eukaryota; Metazoa; Chordata; Aves; Falconiformes; Falconidae. Gene Ontology annotation, biological process: MyD88-dependent toll-like receptor signaling pathway; Toll signaling pathway; innate immune response. The coding region runs from base 409 to 1320 and encodes 303 amino acids. Gene Ontology annotation, molecular function: TIR domain binding; Toll-like receptor binding. Gene Ontology annotation, cellular component: plasma membrane.
CCUCUAGUGCGAAGCGCUGCCGCAGGGCUCGCAAGCCUCCGCGGGCGCUUAGCGGGGCGGACGGUUCCGGCCGGGCCUGCACCGACAGGGACGCGGCGAGUUCUGCUGCAAGCGGGGACGAGCCCCGCGGAUCUGAACGCGGGCGCUGCCGGGGCCGCGCUGAUAACGCCAGCGCUCGUAGUACGGGGCGGCGGGGAUGUAGCCGCCGGGGCGGGGGGUCGGGGGAAGCCUCCAGGGCCCGAGCGCCCCCCCGCCCCCGCGCUGCGCGCCCCCGGGGAGCCCGCGGCAGCCCCGGCCCCAGCCGUGCCCCCGCGCCGGGCGGAGGGCGGGCGGCGGCGCGAGGCGGGGCGAGGCGGGAAGCGAAAGGGCCGCGGAGCCGGCGGGGGAAGUUGCGAGAGCGGCGCGGCCAUGGCCACGGCGCCGGCGGGACCCGAUCCCGGCCCCGGCCCCGGCCCCGGCGCGCCGCCGCCCGACCUGCACGCCGUGCCCAUGGUGGCGCUCAACUACGGCGUGCGGCGCCGCCUCGGCCUCUACCUCAACCCGGCGGCGGCGGCGGCCGCCGACUGGACGGCGCUGGCGGAGCGGCUGGGCUGGGAGUACCUGGAGAUCCGGCGGCUGCAGGCGCUGCCCGACCCCACGGGCGCGCUGCUGGAGGAGUGGCCGUGCCGCUGCCCCGGCGGAGCCACCGUCGGCCGCCUCCUCGACACCCUGCGCAGCCUGGGCCGCCACGACGUCCUGCUCGACCUGGCCGACAGCGUGGAGGAGGACUGUAAGAAGUACUUAAAAAGGAAGCAGGAGCAGGCUGACCAGCCACUUCAAGUGCCAGCAGUAGACAGCAGCGUGCCAAAGACAUCAGAACUGAUGGGCAUCACCACCAGGGAUGAUCCGUACGGGAGCGGAAUAGAGAUGUUUGAUGCCUUCAUCUGCUACUGUCAGAAAGACCUUCAGUUUGUCCAGGAGAUGAUCAGGGAGCUGGAACAAACAGAGUUCAAACUGAAGCUCUGUGUAUUUGAUCGGGAUGUCUUGCCAGGAACGUGUGUGUGGUCCAUCAGUGGAGAACUUAUAGAAAAGAGGUGUCGGAGGAUGGUGGUUGUCGUUUCAGAUGAUUACCUGGAAAGCGAUGAAUGUGAUUUUCAGACCAAAUUUGCUCUUAGUCUUUCCCCAGGUGCUCGUCUCAAACGGCUCAUUCCAGUCAAGUGCAAAACCAUGAAGAACGAGUUUCCAAGUAUCUUACGGUUCAUUACGAUUUGUGAUUACACCAAUCCUUGCACCAAAAAAUGGUUCUGGACAAGACUAGCAAAAUCCCUCUUGCUGCCCUGAUGCAAAGUCAUGAGAGCUAGGUGCUUCCUGGUAAUCCACCCUGGCUGUGCCUUCGGACCGUGGUGGUGUUCACGCAGGGUCUUUUACCGCUUCAGAACCUGGAUCCUUGCAGUUGGUGUUUGGAGCCUGCAAUGGGGAGCAAAGAAUUUUCUCUAGCACUUUUUCAUAAGUCGGAAGGGGAAGUAAAGCAACUGCGUGGGUGUUCCUGUUUAAGUCAAUGAGCGACAGCAUCCAGCAUUUUGUGUAGUAAACACUUUUAACUGAAAAUACAGAAAAUAUAUUUAAAGACUGAGUGUCUAAUACAAGAAGGCUCUAUUGUAAGCAGUUAAUAAGACUUAGAGCCUCAAACCACAGGUUUUCUUAAAUGUUUUCUAUUAUUUUAAGAGCUGUUUAAUGGCUAUAGUAACACCUAGGGUUGGUGGUUAUUUUUUUUUAGUUUCCAGUGAAAUCCCCUGGCUGCCCAGUGGUAUGCAGGAUCUGAGGUUUCAGACUUCUGUUUCUUGCUUUGUGAAUGGCCAGUGCUAUGAGAAUGACUGAUUUUGGUGCCCAGCCUGCCCUGCCAGGGCCGAUGUCCCCUGCCCAGCGCUGGAGCCCCACUGCUGGGCAGCACAGGGGAAUGCGGGUGGGCUCUCCCCAGCCCGCGCUGGUUCUGAGGGCAGACAGUCUCCUUUGGUCCUUGUUUUGAGAAAAGCAGAAGCCUAUUUUAAUUGUUAAAGCACUGCAAAGGAAUGAAUGGGUUUCCCAUUGUCUUUAGCAAUAUCUGCAGAAUUAGAGCAAUUAUCCAUGUAGUUAUAACUAAUGCAGAAUUACUGAGCUUGAUUUAUUUUCUGUGGACAUUUUCCUCCUCAAGGUAUACUGCAAUAUUCCUGUCUUGUGUUCAUUUACAGGGUAAAUCCCUUGUCACUAGUGUUUUCUCAGGCAGUCCCUCAGAUUUACUCUAAGCAGGGUUUUUUUGUUCAUUGACAGCAAAAAUGUAAGGAAAGGCAUGCUCUUGUACCGUGUUGGUCAUGUCUGUCUCUGUUCAGGCCACAUUUGAUUAAAUGACCUUAUACUAGUGUUUUAUAUUCCCAGAUCUUAUUAAAUAUAGAGUCUUUCGUAGAAAUUCAGUCUUAAAAUAAUGUAUUUUCAGUGAAAGUCCUUGCUAUGCAAAGUGCAGGCUGCUAUUGCUCAUUGACUUGACCAGGAACCGAGCUGUGCACCUAAGUGGGUCCAGAUCUUAAAUUGUUUCACCUUCAAAAGCCUUCCAAAACACAUCAGCUUUUGGGAUGCCUCAAAGGUACAGGGAUAAAUACUGAAUUAAGAGCGUAUUAAAUUGUCAAUCGGUCUGUUUAAAAUAUAAAGGUUAAUGUUACAUUAAUAGGAAAGAGCAUAUUUUAAUUAACAGCCACAAUAAUCACUGUAUUUCUGUGACUAAGACUAGUGGCAACAUUGAUACUGCUCUGCUUGUUAGAUUUAGCCCUGAUCUAGUGGAUCUCAUCAGUUCUCAAUACUUGGGGGUGAGGGGCAAGGGUUCUGCCCAAAGUAGCAUUCUGAAGUGACCUGUUGGUGUAUUAAACAGAUUUACAGUAAAUAUUUACUUUCUAAAUUGGGAAGAGAGGAAUCUUGCUUAUGUAUCUGCUUGAACUCUGCCACUUUGUUCAUUACUUCAGCCACUGACUCAUGUUGAUUUUUCAGCUUAAUGUUUUACUAGUUUACAUUUUGAAGGUUGCAUUUGGAUGUGAUUUUAUUUUAUUUUUUUAAAGGAUUUGUUUUAAAGCAUUACCAGGGCUGAGGUGCAGACGGAAAUGCAGGCUCAUGCCUUUCCCUCCCUAUCAAUGAAUGGUCCCUUACCAGUACGUGCUGCACAGUCCCGUCCACGCGUGGCUGUGGGUUCCUCCUGGCUGACAGCCCGUGGCCCGAACACGGUGAAGCCUGUUCACGCACAUCACGUUGGCAUCAGGGGCCGUUGCUGGAUAGGCUGAGCUGGGUGUUUUUCAGUCCCUCCUACAAAUAUAACUGCUGCCAUCGUGCCAAGGUGACGUUUGCACCUUUCUGUCUUGCUAGAACAAGUGAGAAGUCUGUAGGCAUGGGAGGAGAAAAGUUAAGCUGAUGAGGGGUUUCUGAAUAGCUUGUCUUCAUGUCCUGUUGCCCUCAGGCCUCUCCUGCAGAAGCCGAGACAGCUGCUUGCCUCGGGGUUUCUACAUAAUUGUUAAAUGUUAAUUACUGAAGAGUUUCUGGAGGCUGCUUGAUCCCCAGGCGCUCCCGGGGCUCAGUGAAUUCUCAUACUCUGGAGUGUCUAUAAACAUUAAUUAUGGGUCAUUAUUCGCAGGACCAAACCAGAUUCCUCUAGUUUGGAGAGCUGAAAGGGCUGUGGUAACUAAUUAGCGGGGAGCCCAGGCAGAGGCAGCGGCUCUGCAGACGCUAGAGGGAAGCAAUGGCCCAUGCUGGCACCCCGGGAGGGCUCCUGCCUGCGGGGUGGGAUGGAGGAGGCGGCAGGCAUGGACCCGGGUCUGGGGUGGAGGAAAGGGGAGUGGGGUUUUUUCCUCUGCCCGUUGCACCCUUUUCUAGGAGGCUAUACCAAAACUAGCGAGAUUUUUUGUCAGAAUGAACCUUGUGCAGUGUCUUCUGCGUGAGUCCUGAUGGGUGGUUUGGGACAUGGGGUGUUGCAAAUGAUGAAAUAAAAAAUAGCAGCAAAAAUAAUGUUUGUAAUAGAUGAUCUGGUGGUUGCCAAAUAGGGAAGGUGCUGCUUCUGGAAGGGAAAGCAAAAAGAAGAGCUGAAUUUGUAAAUUUGAUGUCCAGUAGAUAAGUGGAAUAUUCCAAUUAAUCAUGAAAGAUGUCUGUGCUUCGGUGGGAUCUUGUUACCACCCUGCCCCCUGUGCCCUGGCCCUUCUGUGUGCCUGGUUGGAGUGCUGGGCAAGCAUCACUCUUGUUGGACUGUUGCUUUAUUACAAGCAGUUACAAUUUGUCUUACAGGUUAAAAUAAUUAUUUUGGGGUAAAGCGAGGUAACAGCCCUAACACAUAAAAUAUGUGCUUUACAUAUGUAUCCUCUAGAGUUUAUGCACUUCUGAUAUUUUCAUAUCUGUCUUGUCAUGGUAAAUUGAUGAAGUGUGACAUCUAUGACUAAUAUAAAAUCUAGGUAUUGUGAGCACAUUUCAGUGGCAGUGGUAGUUCUCCUCCCCUAUUUCAUGCUCAGUGGAAGGUCAAAAUCUUAAACACCUUUAAGAAAGGGAAUUACAAAACUGUGAUGUUACUGGGGGUUUUUUAUUUUUGUUUCUUUCCCUCUCUGAAAUUGUCCUAGAUUAAUCUGUUGGUACCAAAUCGCUUAUUUUUAUACAUAUACAUUUAUAUUUAUAUUACUUUCUAUCCUAAUACAAAUCUGUAGAAAAACAUGUGCUGUAUAGCCAUUCUGAAGAUAGGCAAUGAUUUUGUAGUUUUUCCUCCUCAAAACCCCAAACUUUCGCUACUUUUGAAAGCAUUUUAAAAUAAAGAAUUACAAUGCA